This is a messenger RNA of Armigeres subalbatus, 2666 nucleotides long. It is a transcript of the gene SCCRO3, whose product is annotated as DCN1-like protein 3. The transcript is spliced from 5 exons. NCBI's taxonomy places the organism in Eukaryota, Metazoa, Arthropoda, Insecta, Diptera, Culicidae. The record is from RefSeq and is a predicted model, not a curated record. Gene Ontology annotation, cellular component: ubiquitin ligase complex. Gene Ontology annotation, biological process: protein neddylation. Gene Ontology annotation, molecular function: ubiquitin-like protein binding; cullin family protein binding; ubiquitin conjugating enzyme binding. The coding region runs from base 732 to 1691 and encodes 319 amino acids.
CAUCUCUCAAACCUUCUGAAGUUUUGGAAGCUAUAUAUGAACGUUGUUGUUUAUUUGUGUGCUAACGAAGACAACACGACCAAAACGAACUGUGAUCCAGCCUCGAGAAGCGUAAUCACCGCAUUUUAACCCAUGAACCGAGAAGAGUUUGUAUUUAUGUAUGAGGAGGAAGAGAGUUGAGUAGCCCGUCAGUGGUGGCAACGCAGGCAAGAGAGUGUGGCGAAGAAAGAAGAAGUAAGUGUCUGCUGUUGUCUCGAAGAGGAAGAGAAUAUACAUUGGAUUGGUGUAGGAAGAAGUGGUGAUUUUUUGGAAGCUGGUGCAGUGAAAACUGGUACCGUACAGUAAAAGAAGCAGCAACAUCAAUAACCACCAGUGGAAAGAAAGAAUGAAACCUAAAUCCAUCAUAACUGUUUGAGUGCCAAUCACACACGUUACACACUACUGCUGCUGAUUUGGAAAACAAGUUCUGCACUGUGCCAACAACCCCCAAAAUCGGCGAUGAUCCCAGCUGGAUAGUGCCGACCCUAUCACAAACGGCUGAUGGUCGGGGCACAACCAGACCGGUCAAAGCAUGAUGCGUACUCCAGCGGGCUCAAGGGAAUGAGCUUUUGCGUCGGGCCUUAUCGGCGGACAGUUUGUGCAAUUGGGUUUAGAAGAUAAUUACAAGCAAAAGGAACGGGAGGCAUAAAACGACAGGGAGAAGGAGAAGGGUUCUGACCGACAGCUAGAGAAUGGGAAGCUGUCUGACGUGCUUCAAAUCGCCACCGAAUGCGACGGUGAAUAGCGUGGAAGCGAUCGCCGGGGUGGUAGCCGGACCGGAAACGGCCAUCACCGACACGGAAGCGACUGUUAACGAAACGGACGAUUUACUAGCUGCCAGCCCAAUACGGUUGACCUCUCUGGGUUCUGAGAGGAAAAGCGGCAGUUUCAAGAAAACGAUUGGAUUACUUAAUGGGAACAUAAACGCACUGCCGGACGGUGGCAGUUUGCCAGGAAAAGAUCUCGCGACGCAAAUCUCCGACAACGAUCUGAACAAGCUGUUCGAGGAGUACAAGGAUGGCCAGGAGGACGCAAUCUUAUCGGAAGGCAUCGAGCGGCUGUGCUGUGAUCUAGGUUAUAAGCCGGACGACUUCGCCAUCCUGGUGCUGGCGUGGCGUCUGGACGCGUCCCAGAUGUGUCAGUUCACCAAGUCGGAGUUCAUCCAGGGCCUGCAGCAGAUGAACGCCGCCAGCAUCGACGACAUCAAGCUCCGGCUGGAGCAGAUGGUGGAGAAGCUGAAAACCGACUCCGAGGACUUCAAGCUGCUGUACAGAUUCACAUUCCGGUUCGGGCUGGAACCGGGCCAUCGGAUCCUGUCGCUGGACAUGGCGAUCAGUCUGUGGCGGUUGGUGUUCACCGUGCACACGCCGGACAUCCUACCGCGGUGGUUGCACUUUCUCGAGCAGCACCAGAACAUCCGGGGCGUCCCGAAGGACACCUGGAACAUGUUUCUGAACUUUGUGGAAACCUGUGAUAUUACACAGUACGACGACACCGAAGCGUGGCCCAGUUUAUUCGACGACUUUGUCGAGUACGAACAGGAACGGUUGAAGCAGGCCAGCUCAAAGAAUUUGGAGGGUGGCGGAGUUGACGGCACCGAGGGAGUAGAAACUAGCGUUAGGGUCCCGGAGGACGACAACAAUAAUUCAUAGUUUCGCAGUUCGAGGACAGCGCCAUCAGACGCAAAUCCCCGCACAGAUAAAUACGUUUUAAAAUAUUUAUUACCUUUUGCUGAAUUUGGUAGUGCUCGCGCGUGCGUCCAAUGAUCUUAUAACCUUGUUUAUGUUUUCACCUGCCUUAAGUUGAAGUUUUCUGCACUCAAGUCCGUUGCAUUUCGAACACACUUAAGUCACUUAGGAAGGUUAUGUUUUAGAUAUUAUUUAGAAGUCUCUACAAAUGAACAGGAAGAGGUGCGAAUAUAUUACAGCAAUGCACGUUAAUCAUUUGUUCGAUUGAAACGAAUUUUACUACUUGUAAGCAGUAUGAUUAAUAUUAUUAUUUUUGUUUUUACUCUCAUAUAGAUAUCGAAAUUUAGUAUAAUCGACUACGAAAAUUUAAUGUUGAAGCAGCAGAAAGCAUGCAUUUUUUCUGCGUUUGUUCCGCGUACAGCCAAUUUUUUGCUAAAUUCUGUAGGAAAAUAAAUUUCAUAUCAGCUCACUGAUGUUGAAGACGAUGAUAGAGAAGAUCGAUAUAGUGUCUACUAUAAAAAAAUAUGUACAAGCUUUUCGGCUAACUAGCAAGUUCGGUCCCUGCUUUAAUCGCUAGAAUCGAUUCUAAUUCGGCGAAAAAAUAAAAGCAUUGUAUCCGGCUUAAAACAAGUCAACACAGAUUUUUUCACAUUUUAGCUCAAAUGUAUAAUAAAUUGUAAAACAAAUUUAAGCGAAUUAAAAGAAUAGAACAUAUACUCGAAGUCGCUCCUUAUUUUUCGACAAUGUGUGUUGAAUGUCUUAGUUGGAUGAUAAAACCAGCAGGCUUAGCAAAGAAAUAAAACAACUAGGCUAAAUAAAAAAAAUCGAACAACAAGAACAAACAACAACAGAAACACUACUGAACCUCUAUUUAAGAUAAUUCAAAACAAAAAUGGAUGAAUAAAGUAUAAAAAUGUCAAACACAAGUCAACGUACAAA